UGACGCGGCCGCUCACACCUGUCCCACCCCACGCCCGCCUCGGCUGCUGCCUUACCAUGUCCUCCCGCCUGCCGCUCCCCCUCCUCCUCCUCCUCCCCACACGCUGCCGCCGCGCACUCCCAUGCCGCCGCCGCGCCGGCUCCACCUCCACCUCCAUGCCGCCUUCUUCCUCUUCCUGCUGCCCGCCUUCUUCCUGCUGCUCGCGACGCGGGGGUCCGGCGCGGCGGCGUCCGCGCUGUCCACGUUCGCGCUGGCCAAGGCGGACGCCACCACCAUAGUGUGCGCGCUGCUGCCGUCGGCGGCGUCGCCGCUGCUGGUCGACCUCAACUGCACGGCGGCCGGCGGCGACCACGCGCGCCAGGAGACGUACCCGUCCUCGCACCCGUUCGCCGCGCUGGCCGGCGGGGAGGACUUCCUCUGCGCCGUGGGUCCGUCCGGCGAGCGCGCGGGCGACGUCGACAUGCGCUGGUGGGACCUGUCCGGGAACGGGAACGGCAGCAGGUCCAAGCGGGUCUACAUGGGCCCGCCGCUCCGGGCGCUGUCCUCCGGCGGGUACCGCGUCUGCGGCGUGCUCGACAGCGGGGAGCUCCACUGCUGGCGCUGGCGCGGCCUCAACAUCUCCAGAGACCUCCGCUUUGUCGACGCCGCCGUCGGGGACGGCUUCGUCUGCGGCAUCCUCAAAGGGACGCCGGCCUCCAUCCGCUGCUUCGGCAACGACACGGCGGCACAGGCCGUCAAAGCCGCGCCGGAGGACGGGAGCUUCGACGUCGUGGCCGCGCGCGGCCACCGCGCGUGCGCGCUGUCCACGACGGGGGCGCUCACGUGCUGGGGCCGCGACCCGCCGAGGGUCGACGACGCGGCGGGCACCGGGGGAUACGCGGCGCUGGCAUUGGGGGAGACCGGCGUCUGCGGCCUGCGCACCAAUUUCACCAUCCGCUGCUUCGGCGACGGCGUCGCCCACCCGCCGCCCGGCCUCGCCCACGCCCAGUUCCUCGACGUGCGCGCGCACGGUAAGGCCUUCUGCGGCGUGCUCAUGGCCAACUACUCCCUCCUCUGCUGGGGCGGCGCCGAGUUCAACGCCACCAACCGCCUCGUCUUCGGCCGCGUCAUGCCGGGGCCCUGCGUGCCCAUGUCCUCGUGCCAAUGCGGCGUCUUGCCGGGCUCCGCCAACCUCUGCGACGAGGGCCGCUGCGUCUGCGUCGACUGCGCGUUCGAGCUCAACGUCGCCAGGCCCAACGCGUCGGUCCUCCCCGGGAACGGCGGCGGCAGGAGCAGGAGGACCAUGUGGAUCGCCAUCGCGGCGGCGGGCGCCGCUUUCCUCGUGUUCUUGGCGGCAUUGCAGCUCGCGCUGGUCCUGUGGUGUCGCCGGCGCCGCCGGCGCCGCCGCGGGAACGAACAGGAUGCCUCCGGUGGCGCGCUGCAGUCGCUGAUGCCGCCGAGGCUCGGGUCCAGCAGGAGCAGGGGCCCGGGCAGCGUGGUGGAGCACUUCACGCUGGACAUGCUCCACGCCGCGACGGACGGGUUCUCCGACGACAGCCGCAUCGGGACCGGCAGCUUCGGGUCCGUGUACCGCGGCACCCUCCCCGACGGGCGCGAGGUCGCGAUCAAGCGCGCCGAGGAGUCCGCCAAGGCGUCGAGCUCGGCGGCGGCGCGCCCGGCGCGGCGCCGCGACCGCGAGACGGCGUUCAACUCGGAGCUCACGGCGCUGGCGCGCGCCAACCACAAGAACAUCGUGUGCCUGCUAGGCUGCUGCGCCGACUCCGGCGAGCGCGUGCUGGUGUACGAGUUCAUGGCCAACGGCACGCUGCACGACCAGCUGCACAGCCGCAGCCCCAUGGCGGCGGCCGUGUCGUCGUGGCGGGGCCGCCUCACCAUCGCGCUGGGCGCGGCGCGGGGCAUCGAGUACAUGCACGUCUACGCCGUGCCGCCCAUCAUCCACCGCGACGUCAAGUCCGCCAACAUCCUGCUGGACGACGCGUGGACCGCCAAGAUCGCCGACUUCGGGCUGUCCUCCGUGCUCGACCCCGGCGCGGGCGCCUGCGGCGGCGGCGGAGACGACGGCGCGCCGCAGGAGCCGCUCUACACCGGCGGAACAGUGGGGUACAUGGACCCGGAGUACUACCGGCUGCAGCACCUGACGGACAAGAGCGACGUGUACAGCUUCGGCGUGGUGCUCCUGGAGCUCAUGUCCGGGUGCCGAGUCGUGCAGCGCUACGCCGAGAGCGUGACGCCCAAGAACGUGGUGGAGUUCGCGGUGCCGCACAUCCUCGCCGACGACGUCGCGCGCGUGCUGGACCCGCGCCUGCCCGCGCCCACGCCCGACGAGGCCGAGGCGCUGGCCUACGUGGGCUACCUCGCCGCCGGCUGCGUGGGCCCCGUGGGGUGCGACCGCCCGUCCAUGACCGAGGUCGUGGACGCCCUGGAGCGCGCGCUCGCCGCCUGCGGGGCGGCGCCGCUCUCCCGCGCCGGCACCACCGGCCGCCGCCCCGCCGUGCUCUCCCGCUCCGGCACCGACCAGUUCGACCUCACCGACACCGACUAGCCGUUGUUGACGAAACGUAGGCAUUCGCAUUGCGUCAUCGGCCACUUCCAUGGACCAUGGUGCGAGUGCGGGUGCUUGCCAACAGCAAGCCGCCGCACGCGCGUCGCCAUUGAUUGGGGACACCAAAUGGCCCUGUCUGUUCCUGGGGUCAUGGUGUUCCCGUUGAAAAAGGCGAUCAAGCCAGAGCGGGGGAUCAGAAGGCAAUCGCCGCCGACAUGUCCGAUGCCGCCGCUGCUGCUGCCGCUGCCGCGUGAUCAGAUGAACGGCUUGAUUUCUUGGUGAGGGAGAAAACCUUCGAUUGACUUGCAAACAACCCGACAGUGACAGAGCAGCGGAUCAACACAUGGCCCGUCCGUCAUGCAGGUGAAACGAUUGACGAGACGACCAGCACGACGGAAAAAGAUCAUUCAUUCUUUCUUUCUUUUUUCUUUCUCCCCCACUUUCUUCUGUAUUCGUUGUAUACUUGUAUCUUUGCUUUCGGCUUUUCCUCGUUGGAAGGUUUUCCAUAUUCUUUUACCAAUGUGCAUAGAUGAUAGUAGAUCAGUGUCAAAGAUUGAUGAGAAGAAAAGAAUCACCAUUCACGUAUUUAAUUCCAAUUUUCUAGUGAGGAUUGUUGUUAGGACCUGCUCAUGUGUAUUAUUAUUGGGCAAUUUUUUUUGGUUAUAAAAAGAUAAAAAUUGUUGAGAACUACUACUACUACUCUGGUGGUUUGAGUGCUUGGAUCUGUAAUAGUCAUCUGAAUCAAUCAUUACAUCGUGGA
Messenger RNA from Sorghum bicolor (sorghum), 3302 nucleotides. Its product is annotated as serine/threonine-protein kinase-like protein CCR4. Lineage: Eukaryota; Viridiplantae; Streptophyta; Magnoliopsida; Poales; Poaceae. The coding region runs from base 122 to 2542 and encodes 806 amino acids. The transcript has a single exon. Gene Ontology annotation, biological process: protein phosphorylation. The record is from RefSeq and is a predicted model, not a curated record. Gene Ontology annotation, molecular function: protein serine/threonine kinase activity; ATP binding.